Pleuronectes platessa (European plaice) is the source of this 1806-nucleotide messenger RNA. It is a transcript of the gene nptxrb, whose product is annotated as neuronal pentraxin receptor b. The transcript is spliced from 5 exons. Bases 1 to 1806 code for a protein of 601 amino acids. The record is from RefSeq and is a predicted model, not a curated record. Lineage: Eukaryota; Metazoa; Chordata; Actinopteri; Pleuronectiformes; Pleuronectidae.
AUGAAGUUCGUGGUGGUGCUGGUGGGAGCGGGCAGCCUGGCCUUCCUCGGCGCCGUCAUCUGCAUCGUCGCCAGUGUUUAUCCCCGGAAACAGUCCGCGCCUCUCGGUGACAACAGCACGCUGACGUCGGAGUCGCUGCUCCUGGAGCCCGGCUCGGUGGCUCACGCCGGGCCGCUGGGCGCGCUGCACGGAGCCGAGUCCUACGGAGGAGGCAACGGGCUCGGCGGGCUCGGACUGGAGGGUCCCACUCUGAACGAGCUCCACCUCGGCGAGGAGACGGGAGGAGGCUCCGCGAAGCAGUUCAGCUUCAGCCGCCUGAUCUGCACCCCGGUGCCGGCGGGUGAGUGCAACACGAAGGACCUGAGGCGGGAGCAGCCGCAGGCGGACGAGCCGCUGUACGGAGCCGGGGACGAGGACUGGACCUACCUCCGCACCACCGCGGAGGAGCUCCGGCAGAUGGUCCUGCAGCAGAACGACCAGAUCCUCAUGGACCAGAGGACCAUCCGCGAGCUGACGGGCAAGCUGAGCGAGUGCGAGAGCGGCCUGGAGGACGACCGGACCGUCCCGGAGCGGAGCCUCGGGGUGUGGAGCGGGAACCGGCGCGUCAUGGCCGGGGACGAGGUGAGCUCCUCCACCGCGGCGCAGCUGCAGACGGCGCGGGCCGUGGAGGAGCUGGCCCGGGCCAUCAUGGACCUGAAGGACCGCAUAGAGAAGCUGGAGGCGGAGAUAGGCCCGGCUGCCCUGAACCUCACCGACUCGUCCCUGGGGACAAGCGGCAGCAGUAACACUGGCAGCAGCAGCAGCAGCAGCAGCGGCGGGGGCAGCCCGGGUGGUAACACCGUCAAGGCCCCUGCUCCACCCGCCGGCAGCGCCUCCUCCCCACCUGCAGCCGCCGCCCCAGCCAGCCGCCGUCCCGCGUCCCCCGCGUCCCCUGCCCUCAAACCCCCCUCUCCCAAGGUGUCCCCCGGGCGCGGAAAGGGCACCUGGAGGGUGGAGGACCUGGAGGGGGAGCUGGAGCGGAAGAUAAAGAUGUUGGAGAAGGAGCGUCAGGCCAUGAGGAAGGAGACUCAUGGGCAGCACGAGAAGAUCAACCAGGGGCUGGACACGGUCAACCACCGCGUCACCGAGCUGGAACACACGCUGACAGAGCCGUCGUUCCCCGAUGGCUUCGUCCUCUCCUUCCCCAUGCGCACCAACUACAUGUACGGCCUGGUGAGGAAGGAGAUCAGUGAGAUGUACGCCUUCACGGCCUGCGUGUGGUUGAAGGCCAAAGAAGGAGGCAUCGGGACGCCCUUCUCCUACUCGGUGCCGGGGCAGCCCAACGAGCUGGUGCUGCUGCAGGGCGUCCACAACCCGGUGGAGCUGCUCAUCAACGACAAGGUGGCGCAGCUGCCCCUGUCCCUACCGCAGGACGAGUGGCAGCACAUCUGUGUCAGCUGGACCCUGAGGGACGGAGUGUGGAAGGCCUAUCAGGGCGGCAAGAUGAAGGGCAGGGGGGAGGGGCUGGCUGCCUGGCACCCCAUCAAACCAGGAGGGGUCCUCAUACUGGGACAGGAGCAGGACACGCUGGGCGGGCGAUUCGACGCCUCGCAGGCCCUGGUCGGGGAGCUUUCCCAGUUCAACCUGUGGGAUCGAGUGCUGAAGCCCAUAGAGGUGGCUGCCCUGGCCGAGUGCAGCUCCCCCGCGCUCGGCAACAUCGCCCCCUGGACCGACCUGGACGUGGAUGUGUACGGCGGGGCGACCAAGGAGUCCCUGGACCCCUGCCACGCCGCCCAGAGGUCCAACCCCUCCAGCCCCAAACAGUGA